AUGGAAGCCAUCAUUCACACCUACUACCCGAAGCGAACCCUUCUCCUCCUCGAGUAUAGAAACACCACCAACAAGACCUCUCCCCAGCCCCUGUCCUCCCCUCCAAAUGUCCUUCUCUUCGUGGGCGGACUCUAUGACAACUUUCGGAGCCCAGCCUACGUCGACGACUUGGCGGCGCUCUUCCCGCGCGAUGUUGCGGACCAGACAUGGCGGGUGAUGCACGUCCAGCUCUCGAGCAAUGGGAGGAGCUGGGGGUUGUUUGAUCUGGAUCGAGAUGUCGGAGAAAUCGCCGCCGCAAUCACAUAUAUCAGAGAAACCAUAACGCAGUCUCCCUCAACGCCAGUGGUCCUGAUGGGUCAUUCUACGGGCUGUCAAGACCUCAUGCACUAUCUCGUCUCUCCGGUGUCAACGUCCUCUCCGCGCCCAAGCGUCUCAGGCGCCAUCCUACAGGCUCCAGUAUCCGACCGCGAAGCCAUUUUACAUGCCGUCUUCGAAUCCCCCGCCGCAAAAUUAGGCUAUGAAGCAGCCUUGCAAAUCGCCUCUUCAACGCCCGGAGAGAAACACAAGACAACAAUUCUGCCCAUGGACCUCACAACGCCGCUCUUCGGCCCUUCUCCAAUCUCCAUUACCCGCUUCCUCAGCUUGGCGUCACCGGAUUCGCCAGGGCGUCCAGCCAUGGACGACUACUACUCCAGUGACCUGUCUGAUCAGAGGCUCCGAGAGACGUUUGGUCAGAUUGGCGCCGUUCCGCAUCUCCAGCCGUCAAGCCAGGGGGCGAAGAAAAGCGUGUUGGUCUUGCAGGGCGCCGACGACCAGAGUAUCCCGCCGACAGUGGAUAAAGCCCUGCUGCUCUCGCGCUGGAAGUCGGCGCUUGAAUCCACUGCGGAGGCAACGCUGUCCCCCCAUUCCCUCAUCAUCCCCCAUGCACAGCACGACAUUUCAGGCGAGUCGAAAGAAACCCGCAGAGCACGUCUGGUGGACAUGCGCAGCGCGGUGUUGAAAUAUCUUCACGACGUGGUUGGUGGCGUCGAUCUGCCCUCCGGGACCGACAACAGCAACGGGAAGAGCCCAUGGGCGAUCCUGGAGAGAGAUCUCAAGGACGUUGAAGGCGGUGAUGAGGCAAGAGAUGAGAAGCUCAAGAGCACGGAGACUUCUAAAUUAUGA
This is a messenger RNA of Fonsecaea erecta, 1164 nucleotides long. RefSeq lists its product as hypothetical. Bases 1 to 1164 code for a protein of 387 amino acids. The record is from RefSeq and is a predicted model, not a curated record. The transcript has 2 exons. Lineage: Eukaryota; Fungi; Ascomycota; Eurotiomycetes; Chaetothyriales; Herpotrichiellaceae.